AUGGCGGACGACUCUUAUCGACCACAAAGAGAGAGAUCUCGUUCACCUCGUCGACAACGCUCUCGCAGUCCAGGACGCACCCAACGUCGUCGUUCAUAUUCUCCUCGCAGUCGCUCACGCAGCCGUGACGAACAUCGCAGAAACGAUCGCAGAUCUCGAUCCCCAAUGUCGGGUGCUGCAGGUGUAGGUGGUUCUGGAGGGUCAGCUUACGGUGGACAACCACAUAGGACAUACGAAGAGAGAGCUGCGGCCAGAGAGCAAAUGAUGAGCACUCUACGUGAAUCAUCGCAACAAGACCGUCGUGUCUACGUCGGCAACUUAUCAUACGAUGUUAAGUGGCAUCAUCUUAAAGACUUUAUGAGAUCUGCUGGAGAGGUCCUCUUUGCUGAUGUGUUAUUGCUUCCUAAUGGAAUGUCGAAGGGAUGCGGCAUUGUAGAAUAUGCUACGAGGGAGCAAGCUCAACAGGCAGUCAACACUCUGUCCAACCAGAACCUUAUGGGAAGACUCGUUUACGUUAGAGAGGAUCGUGAGGCGGAACCCCGAUUCACUGGUACUCCAUCUGGAGGCCGUGGUGGUUACGAAGGCGGCGGUCCACCAGGAGGUCGUGGUGGUUUCCAAGGUGGUUUCGGAGGUGGCAUGGCCCCUGGAGGUGGAGCUGGAGGUGGAGGACGUCAAAUUUACGUCUCCAACCUUCCCUAUACCGUUGGAUGGCAAGAUCUGAAGGAUCUAUUCCGCGGCGCUGCCCGAAAUGGUGCCGUUGUCCGCGCCGACGUUCAUGUUGGUCCUGAUGGACGUCCAAAGGGCUCCGGUAUUGUUGCCUUCGAAUCUCCUGAUGACGCUCGCAAUGCCAUUCAGCAGUUCAAUGGUUAUGACUGGCAAGGUCGCCCUCUUGAGGUCCGCGAAGAUCGCUUCGCAGGUGCUCAAGGAUUUGGUGGUGCUCGUGGAGGAUUUGGCGGUCGUGGAGGUUUCGGUGGCGGAUUUGGAGGCCGUGGAGGCUUCGGAGGUGGCCGUGGCGGAUUUGGCGGAGGAUUUGGUGGAGGUCGUGGUGGAUUUGGCGGAGGUUACGCCGGAGGUGCCGGUGGAUUCGAUGGUGGUGCUGGAGCUCCCGCAGCUGCACCUAACCCUUUCACCGACCACGCUACCGCUGGAACUGAGAGAAGUGAGAUUAUCUAUGUUCGCAACCUUCCAUGGUCCACUAGCAACGAAGAUCUUGUCGAGCUGUUUACCACCAUUGGCAAGGUCGAACAGGCUGAGAUCCAAUACGAGCCUAAUGGCCGAUCCCGUGGUACUGGCGUUGUUAGAUUUGACUCGGCCGAGAAUGCCGAUACCGCCAUCGAAAAAUUCUCUGGCUACCAAUAUGGAGGCCGUCCUCUCGGCUUGAGCUUCGUCAAGUACCAAAUCCCUGGUGGUGCCGGUGAUGCUAUGGAGACAGAAGUCACUCACCUCACACAAGAUCAAAUCAUGUGA
This is a messenger RNA of Botrytis byssoidea, 1467 nucleotides long. RefSeq lists its product as uncharacterized. The transcript has 10 exons. Gene Ontology annotation, cellular component: cytoplasm; nucleus. The record is from RefSeq and is a predicted model, not a curated record. NCBI's taxonomy places the organism in Eukaryota, Fungi, Ascomycota, Leotiomycetes, Helotiales, Sclerotiniaceae. Gene Ontology annotation, molecular function: mRNA binding. Bases 1 to 1467 code for a protein of 488 amino acids.